Molecule: messenger RNA, 1590 nt
Organism: Peniophora sp. CBMAI 1063
Lineage: Eukaryota; Fungi; Basidiomycota; Agaricomycetes; Russulales; Peniophoraceae
Source: the annotation of a GenBank genome assembly
AUGUCGUCAACAUCUGCAGUGUUUAAGGACUUGUCCUUUAUCGAUCCGUCUGACAUGGACACAAGCAGUAGCGCUGCGUCAAGCCCAACGUUGCCCGCUCGGCCGCUCGCUGCCGAAGCCACAGAAGAACAUCACUUGUAUCAUUUCCACGACGGCUCACUGACUUUCGAACUCGAUCUGAUCAAGUACCGCAUACAUAGCUCUUUACUUGCUCGCCACUGUGGAUUUGCGUCUACCUGGGCGGAAGACCUGCGUGACCCUUCUGCGGCAGGCAUAUCUCGCCCCGACAUUGACGCAUUCCUCUCCAUGAUUUAUGUUGCGACGUACGAAUACGUGGAUUUGAGCCUCUCCACUAAGAGCUGGACCUCUAUCUUGCGUCUCGCGACAAGGUGGAAGUCAGAUGGACUGCGCAAGAUUUCUACCAGGAUCCUUGCGUCUAAGCUUUCCCCAUUUGACAAGCUUCUUCUGUGCCGGCAGUACGAUGUGCCAGGGUGGCUCGCACCGGCUUGCGCGGCCCUCGCACUUCGCUCUGCUCCCCUCACGAUGGCCGAAGCUGAGCAACUGGAGAAGGCCGACAUCGUGCGAGUUUUUCUUGCUCGUGAGGCUGUUACUAAAGGGGGCGUGGAAGCGACGGAGGAGGCAGUCGGCUCGUGGAUCGCCGGUUUCAUGUCAAAGCCAGACCUUGCUGCAGCUCAAAGGGCUUCUACACCAACUCCGACUGUUCUUCUGUCACAGCGGACUGCCUCAGAAAUCGCGGUCGACGCAGCGCCUUGGGAAGGCAAUCGUAGCACAUUUGGUGAAGGGUUAUCAAACUCUGAAUCGGAGAGCGGCAGAGAGGUCCCCAUUCCUCCUGGCGCUCCUCAUCAUCAUGAGCCUACUGUGAUCUCCGAGGGAAUCAGUGAUGUACCGAUGGCCAAACUCUCAGCCUCUGCAAGUCCGAGCCCGAAGGCUACACCCUCUCCAACCUCUGACCUUUCCACUCUUCGUCAGACGAAUCCUGUUGAGGACGCAUCCCCAGCGAUUGUCGUGGCUCCUGCGGUUCCAGUUCGUACUGCAGACGAACUUUUGAGGGAUGCCUAUCACGCCCUCCUUACGCAAAACCACGACGAAGCGUUAAACUCGUUUACGGUGGAUAAUGUUGCGAGUCUUGCCUACUUAAUUGCCCCAUCUAUAGCGGGCUCCACUCCACAACGCCCCGGAGUAUACGACGUCAAACGACUCCAACACCUUCUCCAAACUAUCAUGCGGCGGGUUGUCACCAGCCCAGGCUUUAUGCCACGGGCCACGCAGUUCAUUGCUUCGCUCUCUAAACAGCCACCUCUUCAAGGAUUGCGCCUCGAAAUUGUGCUUCACGAUGACAUGCAAUCCCUUUCGUCCAGAUGGGCCACAUUCCGCGCUGGCGGCCAGCCCGCUGUCGACCAUGGUGGCGUCAUGGAUGACUUGAUGACAUCUAGUCGGAAAACGUACCAAGCGCAGACCAGCCAUGCGCGGGGGUUCUUCAGAACACUCGUUCGUCUGGGUGUGCUGCCUGCCACGAACAAGUAUGUGGAGAUGUUGAUCCAGUCGUAUCCGAUGGUGCCGAACCCAUAG